CUGAGUUCCCGCUGCUUGAAUUUCCCGCCGCCCCAAGGUGGGUUCGCCUGCUGCUGACGUCAGGAGUAAUGGCGGAGGGAGUCGCAUCCCGAGUGGAUGGCGGCGACGGUGUUGGUGGUGCUUCUGAGGCACAAGUGAAAGUGGAAGACCAAAAAGGCCAGUUAAGCAGUCAUUCAAUUUCUACGACUGGGCAAGGUGUGAACUCUGAAACCAAACAAGAUCUUCCUAUGCUUAGUGUUGAUGACAAGCAAAGACUCGCCAAGGAACGCAGGGAAAUACGACAAAAGCAGCAAGCUGCAAGGGAACAACUGUUGCUUGAAAAAGAGGAAAAAGCAAGACAGCAUUAUGAAAAACAACUUGAAGAACGUAAGAAGAAAAUUGAAGAACAAAGACUAAAAGAGGAAAGACGACGUGCAGCUGUAGAAGAAAAACGGAAGCAAAGACUUCAAGAAGAAAAAGAACGGCAUGAAGCAGUUGUACGUCGUACAAUUGAGAGAAGUCAGAGAAUAAAGCAGAAGUCCAAUAGAUGGUCGUGGGGUGGAGCCCUACAAAGCAAUGCAGCCAUUAACAGAGAUGGUACAUGUUAUAAGACAUAUGAUGCAGAUAGGAGGUCAAUUUCCACAAUGAACCUUACGAAACAUGCUGAUCCUGUCAUUAGCAAGCGGCUGUCAUCCUCAUCAGCAACAUUAUUAAAUGCUCCAGACAGAGCCCGACGUUUGCAGCUCAGUCCUUGGGAAAGUAGCAUUGUCACUCGCCUUCUGACACCUACUCACUCAUUUCUAGCUAGGAGCAGAAGUACUGCUGCCUUGUAUGGGAAUGGUCAGGAUACAGUUAUCCCAAUUUGUCCUCGUUCAGUAUCUGCCAGCUCUAUUACCCCACCAACUUGUAAGAAUCUUCAUGGUAGGAUGUCUGACUGGCCAAGGUUCAUAGUUGCCACACAUGAUGUCAGUGGGCAGAGGAGACCAGCUCAUCCUCCAAAGGUUGACAAAAAAGAAAAAGAGAAAGAAAAUGAAAGGGAGAAGACUGCACUCAUAGCUUUGACUGCAAAUGCAACAGUAAAAAAGUCAAAUUCUCCUUUGAAUGUGAAAAAUAAGCCACUGAUACCAUCCACAGUCCGAUCAUCAAUGAAAACAUCAACUUUGGUAAUGAAUGCAAAACUGUUCAGUUCACCACCUGACUCAAUAAAGAGCUCAUUAAUCCAGCGACCACCUUCUCCUGGAAAUGUUCGCCCAGUGAAAACUUCUGAGAGUGAGAAAAAAGACGAAGAGAAAGAAAGACUGCAAACUGAAGAGAAUGCAGAUAAGCAGCUUACUGUCUCAUCUCCAACACUAGUUAAGCAGCCAAUGUCUGCUGAAGAGCCUGCUACAAAACCAGAAUGUAAAGAAACUGUUCAGGUCAUAUUGUCUGCUACUCCUGGUAAAACCACAGCAGGUACAACUGAUCCAGCAGAAGCUACAAGACUUCUGGCUGAGAAACGACGAAUAGCACGGGAACAGAGAGAUCGGGAGGAAGAAGAGAAAAGAGAACAAGAGGAGAGAGAAAGACAAAUGAGAGAAGAAAUGCUGCGACGAAAAUCUGAAGAAAAAGCUCGUCGUGAAGAGGAAGCUCGGAGACUUGAAGAAGAAAGAAGACUUCAAGAAGCACAACAAAAACUUGAAGAGGAACAUCAAUUUCUGGAGGAAAAGGCUCAGAGAGAGAGAUAUGAAACAGAACGUUUGCAAAAGCAAAAAGAGGAAGAUGCUCGUGCUCGGGAAGAAGCUGAGAGGCUGCGAAUAGAACGUGAAAAGCACUUUCAGAAAGAAGAACAAGAGCGUAUGGAAAGGAAAAAGAGACUUGAGCAAAUUAUGAAAAGAACAAGAAGAUCUGAUGCUUCUGAAAAGAAGGAUAAUCAAGUAAGGCCCCCUGAGCAGAGAAAUGGCGAAGUACCUAAACUAACAUCUGUUGAUGAAGCAUCCAACCAGAAUCCUGACUUAACAACUGAAACGGAAACAAAGUUGAAAGUCCCUGAAGAAGUGGCCAAUCAAGAGUCGGUUGUUCAAGAAGUGGACAGUAAUAGGGAGUUUGUAGAUCAUUCUCAAAUAGAUAAAGAAUGUCCUGCUACUGAGAAAAUCAUUAGAGAGAAUGGAGUUUCUGUGCAGAAUGAAAACUUCGAAGAACUUAUUGAUCUCUCGCUUGGAAUAAAGGCUUCCAGAAUAACCACAGAAACCAGUAAUGAUGAUUGUCAGGAUGAAGUUGGAAUUCCUGUGAAUCCAAUUAUUGCAUUUGAAGAAAAUGGAUCCAUGGAGUUAUUAACCAAAGUAGAUGGCAUUCAGACUCAACAAACAGCAGAAGUGAUUUGAGAAUGUUGAGCAGGAGCAACAAAGUGUGUCGUUCAGUAAGCACAUUCACAUCUACUGGAAUUAUUUUUGUUUCACAUCAUGAAGGAUUGGAGUGCAGCCAUUUUACAAUCCAACGUGUAAUUUAAAAAAAAAACUAGAAACUAACCGUGACUGUGAGAAUGGAAAUAUAAACGUGCAAGAUGUGGAUAGAGGAAUUCAUCAUUGCUAACUGAACAUCUAGUUAAUUCUGAUCACUGGUUAAUCAUCCUUAGUAUGCAUUGUAUAUAAACUGCUUUUCCAACAUGCUCCUUCAGGGAAUUGGCAUUCUUCUAUAUAAUAUGACAAGAAAUGAGAAUGAUAGAUUUGUGAUGGUGAAGGGCAGUAUUUCAAAACUAGCAGUACUUAACACUUUUCAAAAACCCAUUACUUGAAUAAGCCUUGUUGCGCUGCAAGUAGUUGAAAAUGAGACCAUAUAGAUAGAUAUAUGAACCUAUUGGUUAAAAUAUGGCACAGUGAGCUCUACAGAGUUGUAUGUAAUCCCUCAAAUACUAAGCAGAUCUUUUUUAGAUGCUUCACUGUUACCACCUAUUCAGAAGUUUUUUUAACACAGGUACAAUAGAAAAAUGUUGAAAAUAGUGUUUAAUAAAUUGGAUUCUAAUGGUAAUUCUGUGAAUGGUUAAUAAAUAAAGCACCUGUUGUACACAGGUUGGUAUUUAUCACAAGGAAACUUUGAGGCACAUUAGUCAUGCCAGUGAUAUAUAUAAUAUAUAUAUAUAUUAUAUAUAUAUAUAAACAAUUCUAAUUCAACUUGUGUGGUCAAAUAGUUGUAAUGCCUUAUGAUCUGAUAGAAAAGACAGUUGAAAUUUAGAUGAUGCUACUUAAAUGUGAUGAGCUUUCAAUUGCCUUAUCAGAUCAUGAGACUAACUAAAAGAGAUAUAUGGAGUCUUUGCUUUUGCUCGUUUCAGAGCAAGAAACCUGACUUGUACCUGGAGUUUGAGACAGCAUUCCUUCUAUGUUACUUUCACAUACUAGAUUUUUGAGUCUUUAACUCAUUUGUAAGUUACUGCACAAAUGAAGCUCAUAACUUCCAUCUCAUGUUUAAAAAUUGCUGCUACAGAGCAUGACUGUAAAACUUGCACUUUCUUUUCCUCUUGAGUACUACUGAAAUUAUUGCAGACCGUGCUAAAUAUGACCAGAUGUCAAUUUGUUUUUCUCUCCUGAGCAUUAUGGUUCAGAUACCAUUAUGUAAGGGUCCUUUUUCAUAGCUGAUCACUGCAUGAAAUUAGUAUAUCAAAUAGGUUAAUUUAAAGCCAACUGGUGUACAUUUUGUGCAUAAGGAAAGGCUUAGUCUAAGCUUUGAAAAUUUUCAUCCAUCCGCAGGUAUAAAAAAGCCAUUAAGCAAUUUGUUUAGUAAUCGUUGUAUAGCUGCAUAUUUUGUUCUAAUUCUUUUUUCGGUAUGGUAUACUCAUUCAUGUAUAUAGAAAUUAUUUAAAAAUGGGGAAAAUUCUUUAAUUUUCUUUAGCUUUGUUUUAAUCUGUAUAGAUGGUGUACAAAAAGUUCUUUUGAGUUAACAUUUUUAGAUUCUAAAUUGGUUUGCAGUUGUGGUGUGAUAAUUUCCACACUAAUCAGACAUGUGAUUUAUUGCUGAUUUAGUUUUACCAGCGGAAUGCUUUGAAUUGAUUUUUUUUUCCUCAUGCAGAGGAGACUGAAAAUUGAAUAUUUCAGGCCUUUGUACCUCUUUCCUUCUUACUUUGAAUAUACAAACAAUGGACUAAAUGAAUUGUACAUGUUUAUGAAGAGGAUCGGCAAUAUCUGUACCUGCCAACGAAAUGGUUUCUAAUAUGAGUAACUAAAGAGUGAAGGUUCAGUAAAACCUACAUGAGUUUAAAGAAAAACAUCCCUUGAUUUUCCACUUUCUCUGCAUUUCCCAAUCUACCCAACUUUUGUAGCUUGAAAAGAUAAUCCUCAAUUUGUUGUAGACAAGUUUGAUAACUUGCACAAACAAAAUGCAAUAAAAUAAUAGUUUCUGUAACUACUCUGUAUUGCAAUUUUAUUAUUCCUAUAGAACUGGUUUGAAAACGGUGCCUUGACUAACAUUUGCACCAUUUUGACUGAUACAAUUGGAUUACAGAUAUACCAUUUUUUCAGAAAACAUUGUUAAUAAAGAAUAGUUCAUUGUUUAUUCAUUAUGGGUUUUUGUGCUUUAAAGUUUAUCUAUCAAGGUUCCAUUUGUGUACAUUGUUCUCAUUCUACUGUGAUUUUUUUUCCCUCGUAAUUAAGUCCUGUUUGUUUUUACAGUACAUUCUACUAUUAACACUGGGACUUAUAAACUGACUAAGCCCAGUACUUCCCCUUUCCAGAACUUUAGUAUCCAACAGAUCUCAGUAUCAAGGGUAUUGUUGUCGGCCAUUGUUCUGCCACACAACAUAGGGCACUAAAUUUAAAAUCUGAACGGACUAAUCUUAUUUGUAAUGAGAAAGAUCAGGCAGAAAAUAUACAUAUCAGAAUUGAUUGAAUUAUAUUUUUAAAACUGUGACUUAUAAAACUUUCCUGGCUCGCCUUAUAUCAUUUAUUCAAUUUGGUUUUUUUUGUGGCCCUAGUCUGUUUCUACAUAAGUUUCCCUGCAUCACUUUCUCUUUUCCCACCCUGCCAAUCAGCAUUCCCAUCACUGGUUACCACUUAAAUAUUUGCAUCUGUUCAAAGUAUGUUAACCCAAAGUUGUAAAUUGACUAACGAAAAUUUCAGAAUUGCUUUGCAAUAUUUUAACGAAAAUAAAAACUCUCAUGA
This is a messenger RNA of Carcharodon carcharias (great white shark), 5105 nucleotides long. It is a transcript of the gene map7b, whose product is annotated as microtubule-associated protein 7b. The transcript is spliced from 18 exons. Lineage: Eukaryota; Metazoa; Chordata; Chondrichthyes; Lamniformes; Lamnidae. The coding region runs from base 69 to 2339 and encodes 756 amino acids. Gene Ontology annotation, cellular component: microtubule cytoskeleton. The record is from RefSeq and is a predicted model, not a curated record. Gene Ontology annotation, biological process: microtubule cytoskeleton organization.